ACCGCCUCCUUUAUCUGACCAAACAGACGACGCUGGAGGCGAGAAAUUGAGUGAUCAUUCGCGGGAGAAAUAACAGAAGUUCGAUCAAGCAGAAGAAGGAUGUCAGGAAACGGUUCGUAUGGCACGUCAUGGGCCGAUCAAUGGGAUCACAAUCCAGAUCCGUCGCCUGCUGCUGAUUACAAUAAGAAAACCAGUGGCGGAGGGAUGGCUGGAAAAUACGGGAAGAAGAUGGGAGAAGGAUUCGGGAAGACGAAAGAGGUGGCUGCGACUGGUGCUAAGAAGGUGAAACAGGGCACUUCUGUUGGUCUUCAAUGGAUUAAAGACAAGUAUCACAAAACCACCCAAAAACACUGAUCGUUCGUUCGUGUGUAUGUAUAUGUGUGUAGGGGUUUGGUAUGCGCAUGUUAGUAUUUCAACUUUAGGUUGCGCACGCCGACUAUGUCUAGAUGUAGAUGGAUAUCCUGCUUGAGUUUUGGAGAUCAUGGUUUGUUUCAGCUACCUCCCAAUGUACCAACUACCCCUUUCAUCUUUGUUCAUAAUAUAAUAUAGUCCAUCUGGUUUCUUCUUUA
Molecule: messenger RNA, 569 nt
Organism: Cynara cardunculus var. scolymus (artichoke)
Lineage: Eukaryota; Viridiplantae; Streptophyta; Magnoliopsida; Asterales; Asteraceae
Exons: 1
Coding region: 100-354 (84 amino acids)
Source: RefSeq, a predicted model, not a curated record